This is a messenger RNA of Cladocopium goreaui, 5070 nucleotides long. The record is from the annotation of a GenBank genome assembly. NCBI's taxonomy places the organism in Eukaryota, Dinophyceae, Suessiales, Symbiodiniaceae.
AUGUUGCGCAGAGCAGCCUUGACCAAGGACCAACAACACCUUGUGCAGUCCCAGGUUGGCAAAACGUUGACAUUGGGAAACGUGGAGCAAAGCCUUUUUCUGGUUUUUGGUCAAGACUUCAAGCAAUCCAAUCAUCAAAGUCACCGUGGAAAAUCAUUCCCCAAGGGAAAGGGUCGUUCCAAUGUGCACCAUGCAGAAGAUGAUGAACAUGAGUUUCAAGACGAUUGGAAUGAAAACUACAUGGAUACCUGCUACGAAAAUGAUGAUGAUCAAUACUAUGAAUGUGAUGAAGAAUGGGAUGAAACAUACUUUGGUUCACAAGUUGACUGGUCUCCCACUGCCUCUGAGUGGAAUCCGAGCGAAGCUGCCGUCGAAGACGAGUCGCUCUUCGAUGUGGUGGAGUUCGAUUCCGUCUACUCUGCAUAUGCCGAUGCCAAGAGCCGACUUGCACAGUUGCGCCAAAGCCGUGGCUUCUACCCGGUUGUGGCACUGGUGGACGGCAAGGGUUCCAGCAUGUCUCAAGGUGGGGGUAGUUCAAAGUCUAAAGGCCAAAGUAAGAAGGGAUCCAAACAAUCACCAUAUCCACCAAAAGGAAAGGGUAUCAAAGCUAGAGGAAAAGCCAUAGCGGGGGAUCUAGUUUGUUUGAGAUGUGGCAAGACUGGCCACAAAGCUGCAAACUGCAAGAGCUCUUCUGCUGCUGCCUCUGGUCCCUCCUCUCCUGCAAAGAAGCGUCCCAUCGACCUUGAUCCGAUGGUGAACAUGGUCUUCCAGACCUCUGGCGAUGAGUUUCAUGAGAUUGAGGAGACCUACAUGCAAGGCGAAUCUGUGGUGCGUGCUGGUGGAUGGGUGACAAAGAUCGAACGUGGCAAGCAAGAUGCGAUGCUUCUGCGACUUGCUGCAACCUUCAACUCCAUCGAGGACUUCGAGAACCCGCAGUUCGACCUCAGAGCCAAGGAUGAUGACCACGAUGAUGCAUGCUCUUUGCAAGAUUUUCUUCAAGAUCUACGUGCUGCCGAGCGCUAUGAGGAAAUGAUCUCCGAGGUCCAAUUCACCGACGACGCCUCUGAGAAUGAGUUCGUUGAUGUUGAGACCUAUGUGAAUGUGGAUGAGCAGAUUCCUGAGGAGCACUUUCAUGCCCAUGAGCUGACUGAACGCACUCAAUGCUCAAUGUCGAAGACCUGGUCAUGGAUUCAGGGUCAACAGGUUGAAACCUCCAAGAAAGCAGCCCAACUUGCCUAUGAAGCUCGAUGCCAACCUCACCCACGAAAGAAGCUCAUUUGGGAAGUCUACAGUGGCACUGGCCUUUUAGGCAACCAUCAACAUGCCCGACUUGAAGGUGGAAGCCGUUGCAAGAAGGCUGAGAAUUACCAAUGCGAGCUUGCCUGGAAUUUAGCUCCUGCCCUUCUUGAAGAUGAAGGUUUGUCAGAGCAGGCCUAUGCUGUUGAUCAAGACGCUGAAGCUCAAGAGCUGACUGGAGUUCUUCGAAAACUUGGCACAAAGCAUGGCUCUGAAGCGGUGCGCAUUGCCUACCGCCUCCAUCGAAACCUUGGGCAUCCGAGAAAGGACACUUUGGUCCGCAUGCUGCAGGCCAAGAAUGCAGACCCAAAGGUCAUCGCUGCAGCCGAAGCCCUUGAGUGCCCUUACUGCAACAAGUUUUCUUCUAGGAAACAAUCAGCUCCAGCUCAUGCUGAGCGUCCCAUGGACUUCAAUGAGCAGCUUCAGGCCGACACCUUGUGGUUUGAUUUGAGCUCAGUUGAGCCUGAUGCCCCUUCUGACAAAGUCGCCAAGCGGAAGAUUGGCAUGUUGGUCAUGGUUGAUUCUGCAACUCGCUUCAUGGCUCUGCGAACCAUUCCUGAUGAAUCAAGCAACUCCCUCAUGAAAGCAGUUGAACGUGAAUGGAUUCGCUACUUUGGCCCUCCGAAGCAGCUGAGCGUUGAUGAAUGGUCUGGAUGGGGCAGUGACGCUAUGAUGCAAUGGUCUGGCGACCACGACAUAGAGAUGAAGAUUUCCCCUGGGCAAAGUCAUUCACGAACUUCAAUUGUGGAGCGAAGACACCAACUCCUUCGCAAAGCACUCUCCAUCUUCAUGACAGAAAAUGGACUAUGUGGCCUUGAUGGACUUCACACGGCCUUGAACUGGACUGUGCCCACAUUGAAUCAAUGCACUUUUGUGAAUGGAUUUACCCCUAUGCAACUUGCCCUGGGAAAACAACCAAAUAUGCCUGGACUCAUCUCUGACGAGCGCACUGGUCCAAUUCAACUUCAACAAACUGAACAAGAUCGACUACGGCGACGACUUGAACUCAAAGCAAGUGCCCAAAAUGCAUGUGCUGUUGCGGAGAUUGACGUCAAACUUCGACGUGCUCUACUCCGACGCUUUUCAGGUGCUGAUGAAGAUCUACAGCCAGGUGAACGAUGUCUUUACUGGCGAGAAGUUGGCAAUCGAUUCCACACGGUUCAGUGGAAAGGCCCUGCAACGGUCGUUGCUGUCCAACGAGACCCAGACACUGGCACCAUUGACACCUAUUGGAUUGCCCACGGCACUGUGCUCAUCCGUGCCGGACGUCAACAUGUUCGACGACUUGUUGGCCAAGAAGGUCUUGUCAAUGGAGCUCAACGUGCUGAACAAGCCAUUGCUGGUCUCCGUCAACGGCGAGUUGUCCGAACUGCCGACUUGCGGCGCAUCAACAAGCACACCUUGGAGGAGCUUGAGGGUGAGAUCUCUGAUGGAAUUUUUGAUGAGCCCUCGCCAAAGAAAGCCAAGACCAACCAUCCCCCUGAUCAAGGUGAGCAAGAUGCCCCAGCAGCACGACCUGAAUCAGUGCGAUCAUUUUCCUAUGAGCCAACUGAACCCAUCGAUGAUUUGCCAAAAGAUCCUGCUGAAGAUCCACCUCUUCCUGUGGCUGAUCCGUCUUCUGGCUUGGACUUGCCAACGGAUCCCGGUUUGGACUUACCGGAUGAGUCAAGGCGCUUGGAUUUGGAUUUGCGCGACUCUGAAGAGCCACAACCCUCACAGCAAGCUGAAGCAGCAGCAGCGCCCUCCAGCGGAGAGGCAGGUCCUGGACUUAUGCCUGAACCUCUUCCGCAAGAUGUUCCAAUCCCUGAUGGUGAUGGCAGUGAAGCUGAUCAGCCCACCAUUGCAGCUGACAACACCACCACCCAAUCUUCAAUGCCUGAGGCACCUCCACAACUUCCUGGACUUUCCUUUGCUGAACGCCGACGGCAACAUGAACGAAGUGAGACUUCUUGGAUGCGAUCUCCAUUGUGGCCACUGGUGCAUGAUCACCCUGAUCCUCAAAGCCCUGGCAAUUCAAAGCGUGCCGAGCACCAUGAAUCGGUCAACAUCGCUGUGGAGCUCUUUCCAAAUGGCUGUGAAGGCUCAACCAACCUUCCAGCUGGAUGGCACUAUGAUCCGAAAACCCAUGAGAUCUACCUUGGUUCCACAGCAGAUUUUUGGAGCUUUGAAGAUGGAUUUUUGGUUAGAAACCAUGUUUGGUCAAGAGAUUGCACUUUUCAUACAACAGAUUUUCCCUUGCCUGCCGAGAAGCUCCAGACCACAAAUGGCCUGACAAUGAGACGCAACAGCCGCAUCAUCCUGGUGAACGAGGCGCAGCCUGCCCCUGUGGGUGAUGAACCAUGGUUUGGAAAGACCUUGUACCCACUGACCAAAGAUGCUGCAGCUGAGUUUGGCCAAAACUACGUUGGCGACCUGUCCAAGAAGUUUAACAACAAAACCAUCCGAAGCCGUGGCCAUAUCUGGUCUGCCCAAGCUGCGCCCAAGAAGAAGAACGUCAAGGAUUCAGCUGACCUGAAGGAAAGCCGAAUGAGUCUUGAAGACCGCCUGGCGUUCAUCGAGGGCAAGAAAGCUGAGUUGGCCUCCAUUUUUGAGAAUCAAGUUUGGGAGAUUGAGCUCCAUCCUGAGAAGGUCGAUUGGAACCGCGUGAUGAAAGCACGGUUUGUGCUGAAGUGGUCUGCCGACAACAAUGGCAACCCACGCGCAAAAGCACGUUUGGUUCUUCAAGGAUUUUCUGAUCCAGAUCUACUACGAGGAGAGCUUGACACAUCUUCCCCUACUUUGAGCCGAUCCUCACGGCAGAUUCUCCUGGCCAUUGCAACUUGCAAAUCCUGGCUUGUUUUCAUUUCUGAUGUUGCGACAGCCUUUCUUCAAGGCGAUCCGCAGAAACGAAUCUUGUGGGCCAGAAUCCCCAAAGAUGCUUGCCAGCUGAUUGGUGUGCCAGCCGGUACACUAAUGCGACUUCUCAAACCCAUUUACGGGCAAGCCGAUGCUCCAAGAAGAUGGUUUCAAGUUGCCCGCAGAAGAUUGAUUGCUGCAGGAUACCAACCACAUCCACUAGAUCAAUGCCUUUAUUGCCUUUUUCAUGGUGAUCAAUUGGUUUCAAUGAUCGGCAUUCAUGUCGAUGAUCUCAUCGGUGCUGGACUUGAAUCCGAUGAAGUCUACCAGAAGGCAAAACAGGCUCUUCAUGAGAGUUUCAACUUCAAACAUUGGACUGAAGCAAAAGAAACUGGUCAACUACAGUUUUGCGGUUGUGACCUUGAGGCUGAUGGAAAAGGUGGCUGGUGGUUGCGCCAACAGGCGUACGUCCAAAAGAUCAAACCUUUGACCUUGAGCGAUUCAGAUGAGAAUCGUGAAUUGACUGUCAAAGAACUGACAAUGCUCCGUGGACUUCUAGGAGCGCUUCAAUGGCCAGCAACCCAGACUUCACCGCACCUCAGUGCAAGCGUGAGUCUUUUGUGUGGCGAAGUGAGCGCCGCAGCAGUUUCCACAGCUACCCAAGCAAACAAGCUGCUUAGAUUUGCCAAAGCCAACAGCGACGUUGGACUCCAAUUUUCUGACCUUGGCCAGCUACAUGAGCUAUGCAUGAUAGCCUUGAGCGAUGCAGCCUGGGGCGUUCGGAAGAACCAUGAGUCCCAAGGCGGCUACUUUGUUUUGCUGAUGAAUGUGAAGGCCUUGCAAGGUCAAUUGGACCAACCCUAUGUUGUUUUGGAUUGGCGAAGCUACAAACUCCCCAGAAUCAGCCGCAGUAGCCUCAACUCUGAAGCACAAGCAUGA